AUGUUGGAGUUUAUUCCGGGAGAAAUCUUUGUGGUAGGAGUUGUCUUGCUUAUUACCAUCAUUGCCUAUUCUUCACAACUUGUUUUAUUUUUACCUGCUUAUGGCUGGUGGAGUAUAACAAGUCUCGUUAUGUUACUGCCUUUCAAUGUAUUGGUUAUUAUGACAUACUACAACUAUUAUCUCUCAGUUACUACUGAUCCUGGCAAGAUUCCAUCCAACUGGGAACCACCUUCUUCUCUUGUCAUGUCAAAAGAAAUCACGUCUGAAGGCAUCACAGGUCCACGGUACUGUAAGACAUGCAAAGUAUAUAAACCACCACGAAGUCACCAUUGUCGAUACUGCAAGCGCUGUGUGUUAAAAAUGGAUCACCAUUGUCCUUGGAUCAAUAAUUGUGUAGGAUACGACAAUCAUGGACAUUUUGUUCGGUUUAUUAUUUAUGCCGUCGUAGCUUGCUCUUACGUAAUUGCUCUGUUAAUAGGUAGAGUAAGGGCCAUCAUGGAAGCCAUUCGCCAUUUUCAGUUUGAUGCUGAGCCAAACACACUUCAGAUUAUAUUUAUGGUCCUCAAUUUUGUAUUGGCAUUUAUUGUGGUAUUCUGUGUAGGCAUCUUGACAGUGUAUCAGUUGUAUUGUCUAUCCAGGAACCAGAGCAAUAUUGAGGCAUGGGAAAGAAGCAAAGUAGAAGGGUUGAUCAGACGAGGCAAGAUUCUACCUAUUCAGUAUCCUUUUGAUCUAGGGAUCUAUCGCAAUCUAUGUGAAGUAUUAGGUCCUCAGCCUUUGACUUGGCUUUGGCCUAAACCAAUGCAAGGGGAUGGUCUUUCUUUCCCUGUGACACUGGGCACAGAUCCUCGACUACCUUAUUAUUGGCCACCUCGCGAUCCUGAUGAUUUAAGGCCCUCUAUCUUUUCUUCAAAAUACAAACGACAGCAAGAAACACAGCGAUUAUUAGCGCAAGAUCCUAAUGCAGUGAUAUCAGAAGACGAGUCAGAAGGGUAUUAUGAUUCAGGCAGUUUUGUAUCAGACAGUGAUGCUGAUUAUUCCAUUGAUGAUGAAGAAGAAGGUGUUCGACGAUUUGUCAGUCAUAGUGUCUAUGAUUUAUCAGGCACAUCUUGUGCUGAGCAUAAACAACAGUAUAACAGAAGGACAUAUCAUAGAGAAGAUCAAGAUACUGAAGAAGAAGAAGAUUCAAUUCCUUUAUCCACGUUGGCCACAAGAAAGAAGAUGCCCUCUUCUAAAGAAGACUAA
Molecule: messenger RNA, 1242 nt
Organism: Gilbertella persicaria
Lineage: Eukaryota; Fungi; Mucoromycota; Mucoromycetes; Mucorales; Choanephoraceae
Product: DHHC palmitoyltransferase-domain-containing protein
Exons: 3
Coding region: 1-1242 (413 amino acids)
Cellular component (GO): endoplasmic reticulum membrane
Molecular function (GO): protein-cysteine S-palmitoyltransferase activity
Source: RefSeq, a predicted model, not a curated record